Malaclemys terrapin pileata is the source of this 7763-nucleotide messenger RNA. RefSeq names its product IgGFc-binding protein-like. NCBI's taxonomy places the organism in Eukaryota, Metazoa, Chordata, Testudines, Emydidae. Bases 1 to 5808 code for a protein of 1935 amino acids. The transcript is spliced from 19 exons. The record is from RefSeq and is a predicted model, not a curated record.
AUGUGUGAGCGUCCCUGCCAGGACCUGUGUGCCAGCUCCUGGCCUCCGCAUCUGUGCAGCUCCCUGUGCUCUGAAGGGUGUUUCUGUAAUGACGGGUACCUGUGGAGCGGGGAUCAGUGCGUCCUGCCAGAGCACUGCGGCUGUGAGCACGACGGACGCUACCACGGGGUUGGAGACUUUCUCUGGCUCACUGAUUGCACCCAAAGGUGCAGCUGUGACUCCUCUGGUACUUUCAGGUGUGUCCCCGCCAGCUGUAACCCCGGCCAGCAGUGUGCUGUGAAGGAUGGGAAGUUGGGCUGCCAGAGCCAGCUGACCACCUGCACGGUGACAGGGGACCCUCACUACUUCACCUUCGAUGGGGCUGUGGCCCAUUUCCAGGGCACGUGCGCCUACGAGAUCUCACACACCUGCAACUCCUCCCUCGACUUCUCCUUCCGGGUGGUGGCCGCAAACAGGAAUUUCCGGAAUCCCCGGGUCUCCUUCAUUUACCGAGUGGAACUUUGGCUCAGAACUGGCCAUUUUAAUUCCCAUGUCAUUCUGGAGCGAGGCAAAGACGUUCUGGUUGAUGGGACAAAGACCCCUUUACCGGCCCAGCUGGGACCCAUGGCCAACAUCACCAGGGUGAAAAACAUGGUGACUCUGAAAGCAGGCGCCAACGUGGAGAUCCAGUUUAAUGGCCGCCAUGCUUUGUUUGUCCGUGUGGGCCCGGAGUAUCGGGAGCAGCUGUGCGGGAUGUGUGGGAACUUCAAUGGGGAUCGCAGGGAUGAUAUAAUCCUGCCCAAUGGGGAGAGAGCUUCGAACGACGCAGAGUUUGGGAAUGCCUGGACCUCUGACAUCAGCCCACCAAGGUGUAAGAAUGACACUGGCUUCACUGAGCCCUGUCCAGAAUUGUACGAGGUUGAGCAAGCGUGUGGGAUCCUAACGAACCGCACCGGCCCGUUUGCUGAGUGUCACUGGCACGAGAGCCCAGCCCCUUACUACGAGGCCUGUGUCUACGACCUCUGCCAGUAUGGAUGGGGCAAUCGCAUGCUGUGCGCAGCCGUCGACUCCUAUGAAGAGAUGUGUGCUAUUCACGGCGUGAAGACCGGUCACUGGGGAGAAGUGACUGGAUGUGACACCACCUGCCAAGCCAGUAAUUAUUAUGACUUCUGUGGCCCUGCCUGCCCUGCCUCUUGUGCCAACCUUAGUGCACCCCUGCUCUGCACCAAGCCCUGCGUGGUGGGAUGCUUCUGUAGGGAAGGGUAUGUGCUGGACGCUGGACACUGUGUGCCUGUGAGCCGGUGCGGCUGCACGUUGAACGGUCAGUAUCACCAGCUGGGAGAGGAGGUGAUCCUGACAGACACUUGCAGCAGGAAAUGCAGCUGCCGGCAGCCUGCCCAGCCCAUGCAGUGCCAGGAUCAUGCCUGUGGGGCUCUGGAGAUAUGUAAAGUUGUGGAUGGCGUCCGAGGCUGUUACCCUGUGAAGUUUGGCACCUUAUGGGUGUUCGGCCACCCCCACUACACCACGUUUGACGGAGUCAUGUUUGAUUAUCAAGGAGCCUGCAAGUACACCCUGAGCAAGUACUGUGGCCCCCCGGGGAGCCUCCCAGACUUCACCAUCAAAGUGGCGAACGAGCCGAAAAGCUCCAUUGCCGUGUCCUGGACGCGCCUGGUGGAGCUCGACGUCUACCGGGAGCGUAUUGCUAUAGCAGGGGGACAGUACGGCCAGGUGCAGGUGAACGGAUCCCUGGUCAAUCUGCCCAUGGUCCUUGCAUCAGGCAAACUCUACGCCUAUUUCAGCGGCUCGUCUGCUGUGCUCCAGACUGACUUUGGCCUCUCUGUGUCCUACGACUGGUCCCACUCUGUGUCGGUUUCUGUUUCUGAGAUCUACUUUGGGUCACUGUGUGGACUCGGUGGGGAUUUCAAUGGGAACCAGAGUGAUGAUUUCCGGACCCCAAACGGUUCUGUGGUUCCUGAUGCCGUCCCCUUUGGCAACAGCUGGAAGGAUGCUGACUCCCCUUUUCACUGCACGGCUGUUGGGCUCCCAGCCCAAUGUAAUGAAGUGGAACUAGCCCAGUACAGAUCUCAGCGCUACUGCGGGGUCAUUGCAGACACUGCUGGGCCUUUUAAAGAGUGUAACCAGCCGGUUGCUGCUCAGAUCCACUUGGAGAGCUGCGUGAGGGAUGUGUGUGUGACUCGGGGCAGCCGUGAGACCCUGUGUCAAGUGCUUCGCAGUUAUGCCCAGCGGUGCCAAAGUCGUGGCAUUGCCAUUGAGCCAUGGAGACAGUGGGCUGGGUGCGAGUUAACCUGCCCCGCCAACAGCCACUAUGAGCUCUGUGGACCUUCCUGCCCGGCCUCUUGUGCCCACCCAGCUGUGCCCUCCCGCUGCCGGACUGCGUGUGAAGAAGGGUGCCAGUGUGACCCUGGCUUUGUGCUGAGUGGCACCGACUGUGUGCCUCGGGAGCAGUGCGGCUGCACCCACAAUGGCAGAUACCACCUGGCAGGGGAAAGCUUCUGGGAAGGAGAAAAUUGCCAGAGAUUGUGCAGAUGUGACGGCUCCUCCCACGCUGUCCAGUGCUCCCGCUCUGCCUGUGCCCCGGGGGAAUUCUGUGGCACUCGAAAGGGGGUUUAUGGAUGCCACAAACGAACCAACGGCAUCUGCUGGGCUUCUGGGCUUCCCCAUUACACUACGUUUGAUGGGAAGCGAUACGAUUUCCAGGGCACCUGCAGAUAUGUCUUUGCUGAAGUGUGUGGGGCAUCCCAGGCCUUACCCUUCUUCAGAGUGGAAGUGAAGAACGGAAACCUGCCCCGUGUUCCUGUGGCUGUGACCUCGGAGGUGUUUGUCCUUGUGAACAGGACUGAGAUCCAUCUGCAGAGAGGGCAGCACGGGACAGUCAAGCUCUCUGCUGAUCAGAUUACAGUGGGAUUUCCCCUAAACUCCUCACCCAUCACCAACUCUGCCUGCCACUGCCCUGUUGUUUUACAGUGUGAUCCACCCCCUGGAUUAAUCUCUUUGGUGCUGUUUUCCCCCAAUCAGAUCGCUGGAGUGACUGUGACCCUCCCGGUGAAUGUUAAAACACUAGGAGUUGCCAUUUAUCAGCAUGGGCUGUACACGGUGCUGCAGACUCCCUUUGGGCUGAGUGUGAGCUACGACCUGGCCCACAGCCUCUUCAUCAGCCUCCCCCCUGAGUACCGAGGCCAGACCUGUGGGCUGUGCGGGAACUUCAAUGGGGCCGCUGAGGAUGAUUUUGUGAUGCGUAACGGCUCCCUAGGGAAGGACGCCUUCCACUUCGCUGCAGACUGGAAGUCGGAGGAUGUCCCUGGCUGUGACGACGGCUGCUCUGAUUCCUGCCCUGGGUGUGAAGAGGAGGAAAGUCUGGUGCAGUCCAAGUCCCGGUGCUGGGUGAUCCAGGACCCCGAUGGGCCAUUCUCCGCUUGCCACUCCCAGAUUGACCCAGGCCACUAUCUGUCUGAUUGCAUCUUUGACCUGUGUGUGUCAGGAGGGGAGAGCAAUGCCCUGUGCCAGUCCAUUCAGACAUACGCAGCCGCCUGCCAGAGAGCGAAUGUCUCCAUCUCACCUUGGAGGAACGAGUCCUUCUGUGCCCCAGGAUGCCCAGCAAACAGUCACUACAAGCUCUGCGAGCCCCCCUGCCGGGAUUCCUGUGCACGCCACUUGAUCCAGGCUCACUGCAGCCAUCUGUGUGCCGAAGGCUGUUUCUGCAACGACGGGUACCUGCGCAGCGGGGCCAGCUGCGUUCCAGAGAAGCAGUGCGGCUGCGUGCACAACGGGCUGCACUACCCGGUUGGGGACCGGGUCUGGCUCUCUGGUUGCCAGGAAAGGUGCAGCUGUGACGGCCAUUUCAAUUUUCAUUGCGUCCCCGCCAGCUGUAACCCCGGCCAGCAGUGUGCUGUGAAGGACGGGAAGUUGGGCUGCCAGAGCCAGCUGAGCACGUGCACGGUGACAGGGGACCCUCACUACUUCACCUUCGAUGGGGCUGUGGCCCAUUUCCAGGGCACGUGCGCCUACGAGAUCUCACACACCUGCAACUCCUCCCUCAACUUCUCCUUCCGGGUGGUGGCCGAAAACAGGCACCGCAGGAAUCGCCGAGUCUCUUUCGUGUCCCGGGUGGACGUCUGGCUCGAGAGAGGGGAUCAGAAUGUGCACAUUGUCCUAGGGGACAGCAAGGCUGCUGAGGUUAACGGGGCGAGGGUGAGCCUGCCGCACGCCCUGGGCCCUCUGGGCAGCGUGUCCAGGAUCAGAAACCUGCUGACCAUCCAGACCCCAGCCAACGUGGAGAUCCAGUUUAACGGGCGCCACACGUUGUUCAUCCGCGUGGGCCCGGAGUAUCGGGGGCGGCUGUGCGGGAUGUGCGGGAACUUCAAUGGCAUCCGCAGGGACGAUAAAGUCCUGCCCAGCGGGGAGAGAGCCCGGAGUGACGCAGAGUUUGGGAACGCCUGGAAGGCUGAGCCCAGCCCGGCCAGGUGUUUGGAUGACAUCGACUCCCCCGAGCCCUGCAGCGACCCCCUGGAGUUUGAAGAGCUCUGCGGGACCCUGACUAGCCAAUCGGGACCAUUUGCCGAGUGCCACUGGCAUGUGGACCCUGCCCCAUUUUACUCCUCCUGCCUGUACGACAUGUGCCACUACGGGACGGCCAAUGGGAUGCUGUGCAUGGCCAUUGCCUCCUAUGAAGAGCUGUGCAGCCUUGAGGGGAUACGCGUUGGCGCCUGGAGAUCAUCUGCGCAGUGCCCCGUGCGUGACCCAUGUGUCGGUCUGGCCUGCGGGGAGGACGAGUGGUGCGGCGAGCAGGCAGGGAGAUGGGGCUGUUACUGCUACAGGGCUUCUGAGCCCAUCCAAGUGGCUGACUAUGACUAUCAGCUGACCUGCAGUGGUGGUAACAGCUCAGUGUCCCUGUCCCGCUGCCUGCUCUUCACUGACGGCUUCCCCGCAGAGGCCUUGCACCUGGCCGACCCCAGCUGCACCGGCAGCCUCCUCAGGGGGAGACUCGUCUUCUACUUCGACAGCACACGACAGAGCUGCGGGACCACGGUGAAGGUCAACGCCACCCACGCCACUUACUCCAACCAGGUGCAGGGCCGGGUGGGCAACACCUAUGGAGGGGUCAUCAGCCGGGACAGGCUCCUCUUCUUGCACUUCUCCUGUGCCCAGCCACUGAGCAUCAACCUGUCCGUCCCAAUGGUCAUCCAGCCCAUACAGGAUGUUGUUAACACAACCCUCCCCUCCGGCCAAGGCAGCUACCUGACAACCAUGGUCCUGUACCAAGACCCUCGAUACAGCAAACCCUUCACCCGGAGCCCCAUCCCACUCACUGUCAACCACAGGGUCUACGUGGGCAUCAGGGUUUCAGGGUUGGACCCCAGCCACUUCGUGCUGACCUUGUCAUCAUGCUGGGCGACUCCGGACCGAGACCCCUCCUCCAGCAUCCGAUGGGAUCUCAUCACCAACCAGUGCCCCAGCGUGCGAGAUGGCACAGUGAUGAUCGACGAGGACGGCGUCUCCUCCAUCAGCCGCUUCUCCUUCAAUGUCUUCCUGUUCAUCCCAGACUUGGAGCUGGUGUAUCUGCAUUGCCGCGUCCGGCUCUGCAGCCCCCAGGCGGCCACGUGCACCAUGCACUGCGCCAGGCCGGGCCCUGCUGUGCCGGGCAGGAAACCUCCGUCGGGGGUCGUGUCCGCUGGCCCUUUCCUGAAGUACGACGAAGCUGCCGACCAAGGUCUGCAGCUGGCCAGCGGGAGCCCUCGCUCACCCACCUGCUCCCCACUGCUGCUGCUGCUGCUUAGCACCUCCUGCCUGCUCCUUGCCGGAGCCCCCUGAGCCAGGCCUGGGCAGGGGCUUCCUUGGGGAUCCCGCACCCACCAGCUGCAGAACAGGCUGCUGGGUGCAAGGCCUCAGCGAGUACUGGGGAGGGGGGUGGCCAGGGAGGCAAUCAGCCAGUCGGCGCUCUGGGAAGAGGGGCUGAGCUGGGUGGCCGGAGCCUGCGAUUGUGGAUUCCCCCUCCUCUGCUGCUCCCCUGCCCCCCAGCACCCUCCCGGGGACACAGCGAGGCCACACCCCUAGUGGGCGGGGCAUAAACUCCUAGCAGGUGAAGGGGGAGCCUGGGAGAACUAAGGGAAUCCCACUGCCCCCAACCUUCCCGCUCCCGCUACGGCACCAGGCAAAUAAAGUGAGUGCGGAGAAUCCCUGGGCUGUGACUGAAGCCUGCCGUCGCCACAACAGGGAAGGGGUCUGGCCUGGGGGGCUGGGAGCCAGGACUCCUGGGUUAGAUUUCCAGCUCUGGGAGGAGAGCGGGUCUGACAGUCAGACCAGGGGGGCGCUAGGACCCAGGAUUCCUGGGUUCUGAUCCCAGCUCUGGCUGUGACCUUGGUCAUGUCCUUUCCCCUCGGUGCCACACUGCUCCUCUGUAAAAUGAGAACGAUGGAACUGACCCAUUUUUAUUGGGGGGGGGGGGCGCUCUGCUGCUGCUGAAUUAAUCCCGGCCUGGGACUGGCCGUGGGCCCCCUCGCCUGCCCUGGGAGCAGGGCUCGGCCUGUCAGUCACGCACCAGCACCCUUGUGAGCAGGGGUGGUCGGGGGCUCCACGACUGAACGUCCCUGCACUGUGUGCCCUGGCCUCAGUGCUUAGCCACCAGGCGCUCCACAACAAACCCACCUGCCAGCACCCUACAAUAACAAACCCCUCCCCCAGCAACAACAAACCUGCCUCCCAGCAGCCCUGCAACAACAAACUCACCUGCCUCAGCAGUCCCCCACUAACAAAUCGACCCACUUUGGCAACCCUAUAAUAGCAGACCACCUGCCAGCAAUCCUACAACAACAAACCCGCAUGCACAGCCCUACAAUGACCAAGUGCAGCCUCACCAUGUGUGACUGGCCCUACAAUAACAAGCCAGUGCCCAUACCCCCAUGCACCCAAAUGACCCUACAACACACUGGUGUGUGCAGGAUCUGUGUCAAGCCGCCUGCAUCAACAACCCAUGUGUUCAGGAGCCCCCAGCCCCAGGAACACGGCAGCAGGCCUGGCCCCCUGCUCGAGCUGGGAAAUACACCAGGGUGGGGGAUGGGGGGGUCAUUCGGCCCAAGGCCUGUGUGUGUGAGCUGGGCCCGGAGCCCAGCCCAGAGUUCAGGCCGGGGACAGGCAAAGAGGGACACAGCUUGUGCUGGGGUCUUGAGCAAGAGCGGGGGGGCGGGGGCUGCGUCAGGACCAGGGAACCCCCCGCCCCGCAGCAGCUGUGGGAGCUGAGCAGGGUGGGGGUAGCCAGGUUGUUUGUUCCCUGGGAUGGGGGGGAGUCGACUUUCUGGUGCAGACCCCAGGUCCAGGCUCUGGUGGCACCUGCACCUCCGCUGUCCCAGUGUCCCCCGGAAAGGGCUUGAUGCCCAGACCCCAAGACAGCCCGUGGGCCCCCGCCCACCAGGGGAGCGGAGCCCUGGCCAAGCUCCCAGCUCCUCCCCACGGAUCUGGCUCCACCUUCCCCGCCCCCACACAGCAACCUGGCCAGCUGGAAACCAUGGGAGAGUGCUGGGAAAGCACAGCUGUGCUGGUGCUCCACACUCCCAACCCGCAGCCCACCCCCACCCACCAGCUCUAUCAAUGCCCCACAAAUCCUGCUAUCCCAGCCAUGGGCUUCCCCCAUACCCACACCCACACCCACACCCAGUGCCCGGCCCAUGCCCCAGGACAGGGUAGGAGCUGAAUACAUUUGAUAGAUGCUAAUUCAAGUCAGCUAGGAGGGGGAAUCACUCACCCCACAGCUAUGCAUCCGAAGAAGUGGG